Linum tenue is the source of this 1772-nucleotide messenger RNA. NCBI's taxonomy places the organism in Eukaryota, Viridiplantae, Streptophyta, Magnoliopsida, Malpighiales, Linaceae. The record is from the annotation of a GenBank genome assembly.
CCCUGUCCCAACAUUAUAUAGCUAGAGAAUAGAGACGUAAAUUCCAUAUGAAUCAUUUACUUGCUUUGCCCAAAUAUCCCCCCAAAGCCACAAUGAGCAGCAGCAAUAUGGCUGAUGAUGAAAAUCGUCCCACAGCGGAUUUCCAUCCCUCGCCAUGGGGAGACUUCUUCGCCACCCACAACUUCGCAAGUGAUCAUGUGUUGAAGGAGUGGAAGGAAGGAAUUGAAGUGCUGAAACCUUAUGUAGUGAGGAUGUUGUCAGCCACUGCUGGUGAAGACGCAGCAGACAAAUUUGCGUUGUUAGAAAGGCUGAAACUAGUCGACGUGGUUGAGCGGCUAGGCAUUGGUUACCUUUUCGAGGGAGAAAUGCAACAAAUCCUCCAACAAGUGUAUGAAACACACGACUCAACUGAUGACCUAAACAAUGAUAAUAUGAACCUCCAUGAUGUUGCCCUUCGUUUCAGGCUUCUCAGAGAACAUGGCUAUGAUGUCUCCAGUGACAUAUUCAAUGAGUUCAAGACAGAGAAAGGCGAGUUCAAGGAAGAAUUGGCGAGCGAUGUUGAAGGCAUACUAAGUUUGUAUGAAGCCUCAUAUUUGCGGAAGCAAGGAGAGAGCGUAUUAGACGAAGCAAUCCACUUCACGAAAUCACACCUAGAAGCUAAGGUUGUUGAUGUGGAGUCCCUUUUGAGUGAGAGAUUGGCUCAUGCCUUAGAAAGACCUUUGCGCAAAGGCAUGGAAAUACUCGAGCAUCUCUUUUUCAUCUCGAUUUACGAACGAAUGUCGGGUCACCAUGCAACGCUGCUGAGGCUAGCCAAAUUGAGCUUCAACGUUCUGCAAUACAUGUACCAAGGCGAGCUAAGAGCUCUCACUGAGUACUGGAUAGAUUUGGAUUUCGCUAGGAGGCUUCACUAUGGGAGAGAUAAGCUAGUGGAGGCUUACAUAUGGGGAGUUGGAAGUUUGUGGGAGCCAAAAUUUGCAUUGGCUAGAACAAGCAUUACCAAAAUUGCCGCACUUGGAACAUUUCUGGACGACACAACCGCCAUUGAAAGGUGUAUAUUUACUUUGUCAUAUUUCUUGAUGGAGAAUAGGUGGGAUCCAGGCAUGGAAAAAUUGAAUGCAAAAAUGAGAUUCCUUUUCGAGGCGAUUGCUGCUUUCUACGAUGAAAUUGACACAAUCACUUCAAAAGAAGGACGACCAUAUUGUUCAGAAUAUGGGAAAAUGGCGCUUAGAUAUGUUGUGAGGUUAUACCUGACAGAAGUGAGAGGCCGUGGGAAAGCCAAACUACAAACCUUUGAGGAAUAUCGGAAAGUUUCUUCGCAAAGCACUUGUUACGUUUGGAUGGUAUGUGCGGCACUCUUCGGAUACGGUGAGCUGGCUCCAAAAAAUGUUUUCGAUUGGCUGUUCACAGAACCCAAAAUUUUACUAGCUUCCUCGGAUCAUUGUCGUCUUAUGGAUGACAUCGUAACCCACCAGUUUGAGCGAGAGAGGGGACACAUCGCUUCAUCAGUAGAAUGUUACAUGAUGCAAUAUGGUGUGUCGAGAGAGGAAGCCGUGAAUGCGUUGAAGGAAAUGGUGGAGGAGGACUGGAAGAUCGUAAACCAGGAAUUGCUUCAUCCAUCACCCUCUCACAAGGAAGUUCUUUCAAUGUUUCUCGGCUUUGAAAAAGUGAUGGACGUUCUCUACAAAUACUCGGAUGCCUACACAAACUCUACCGAUGGCACCAAGGAUAUGCUCACUGCUUUGCUUGUCACUCCCCUUCCUAUUUCAUCAUAG